Messenger RNA from Lycium barbarum (goji berry), 795 nucleotides. RefSeq lists its product as uncharacterized. The transcript is spliced from 2 exons. Lineage: Eukaryota; Viridiplantae; Streptophyta; Magnoliopsida; Solanales; Solanaceae. The coding region runs from base 122 to 427 and encodes 101 amino acids. The record is from RefSeq and is a predicted model, not a curated record.
CACAGUAUGCAAAUUUCACAAUAUAUAUAUACUUUUUGCGAGGGAUAAAUACAUUUUACAAUCCCAAAGUUCACGUGAAAUCAAACUCAAGCAUUAUCGAAAGCGCGAAAACAGAGAGAAAAUGGAGGACAUUGCAAGUGAAAGAGAAAUUACUGAAUCUGUCAAGCCAAAACUCGCAAUUCAAUGUGCUAAAUCUGCAAUUCUCAUCUCAUCACUGAAAAACACUACUACUCUCAAGUCUCCAAAUCUUAACCAAUACAAGAACGAGGAGGAGAAUUUGAAAGAGUUGUGGGAACUGAAGAUGGAGAUAUUGAAGCAGAAAUUGAAGAAUAAGAAGCUCAAACUAUGCAGCGUUACGGAGUUAUUCAUUCAAGUUGUGGUUUUACUCUCUGUUUGGACUAUGCUUCUUUUGCUCGCCUUUUAUUGAUGAUUCAGUACUGUUGUUCGAUUCAAUAGUUCUUCAUUGAAGUGUUUUUGUUAAUUAGGAGUACGUGAGAACUGAGAUUUGAUCUAAGUACUGCAGAUUUUUUGAAAUAAUUGCAUGAUUUUAUGGUUAAUUAGGUGCUGUUCUGUUUGUGGACAGGGGCGAAUUUAGGUAGGAAAAAUGGGUGACAUGAACACAUGAUCAUUCGACUAAACUCGGUAUGUUAUGUAUAUAAUUCUUAAAAUAUAUCUAAUAUUAACUGAAGGAACACAUGGUCAAAUAAGAUUGAGUGGAGCACUGGUUAAGUGCUGGGUUUAAUCCCUUGAGAUCGCGGGAUUGAACACAACUUAAUGCACCUUGCGUCUUUUUUU